Molecule: messenger RNA, 1803 nt
Organism: Limulus polyphemus (Atlantic horseshoe crab)
Lineage: Eukaryota; Metazoa; Arthropoda; Merostomata; Xiphosura; Limulidae
Exons: 4
Coding region: 805-1446 (213 amino acids)
Source: RefSeq, a predicted model, not a curated record
AUAUAUUGUAGAAGGAUUUUGAAAUAAAACUUUCAGUAAUGCAUAUCAUUGAUUUUCUAGACAUAAGGUUUGAACUUGUAGGAGCAGUAAAAAAUAAGUUUAUUAAUCAAACGUGACUUUUGAAAAUCUGCAAUUCUUGUUUUUCUUGGAUCAAUAAUUUUGUCAGAAAGAUAGAUCAACGUACACUUCACUUCUCACUCCGGUAUCAAGGUCACUUUACUUCUCACCCCGGUAUCAAGGUCAAGGCCCCAACAGGUGAUCCCAAUGGCCCGAGGGAACAGCUGACCAGCCAUCAGACAACAUUCCUUCCCUGGACGUAUGGCAUACUUUGUAGAACGCCUUGUUUAUAUGACGCUCUUAGCAUAACAUCGCAGACCUUCAAGUCUAUCACGUGAUCUGUACUGGCCAAUUGCAAUCUGCGAAGUUAAGUCCUGCAGUAACUGCGUUUAUUUUUAUGCGCUUGUGGAAGUCUGUCUGGUUUUCAUUACUUACUGUACCUAGAAAACCGGCUGCUGUGGGGUUUGCUAUUGAUCCAAUCGGUUUAUAAAUCAGACUGUUUGAACAUCGUCUUGUCUGAGGAGUUCUAGACGAAAAUUCUGAUCAGUUAGAACUGGUGGAGAAGACAGCGAUAAAACCUAGAUUCCGUUCGCAAAAUUUCUGAUACCGCUGUUAAGCCUAUUUGGAGGUAAAAUAGACGGAGACCAAAGACCUUGCAACACCUGUCACAUCUACUGUUAGUGAUAAACGAAAGAUUUACAGAGCAUUUUCUUUGUGUGCGUCCUUAGUCUGGUCCCCUUUAAGGCAAUGAGUGCUCCUCUCGGAUCUGGAGAAAGGCCACGGUGGGUGAAUCCAUGUGGCCUUCCGGACCACUUAUUGGAUCCUGACUCAGAUUUGCAGAAUCUCCCGCCCUUUACGGCGAAAGAACUCGUAUCGAAGGUGGUGGAGGUUACAGAAUCCGCCAAAAACCACGCGGAGGCCGUGGAGCAAGAAUUUAGAAAGGAAGUGUUCAAAGACUCUGCCUUUAACGUGGACUAUAUGCGGCAAGAGUGGCUGCCCGUUAUUCCACCCACCUCCGAGGAUCACUUUGGGGGAAUAGAUGUUAAAGAAGCCUACAAAAAAGCGUUCGAAUACCUGCAGUACUAUGCUGUAGGGGUGGAUGAGAUGAAGAUGGACCAAGUUCUUCAUCCAGAGAGUGGACAGUUUCUUGAUCACUUCCAAGAAGUAGAAAACAGGAUUCGAGAGGUGUUAUGUGAGCUUCAGUUGGGCAUGUACACUUUAAAGAUCAGACAAAAUCCAGACGUGAUGAAAAACGUCAUGUCCACAGAGUACAGGGAUAUUCCAGAGGAGAGUAAGCGGAACUUAAGGGACUACCUCAUUCUCCGCGAUUACUUGAAGAGUAUUACUUACAUUUGGGAGCUUUUCAGACACCUUUUGAAAAUAUCGUAGAGAUAUCUUAGGCUGGAGCGUCCCCUGGUGGGAAUUUGUUUCCAGCUCCUUUGUAGCAAGUGAUAUGUUUUCAUAGUUUAAUUUAUUUAUUUAUUUUGUAUAUAUGUAUAAAAUUUUUAACUUAUAGACUUACUCAAAAAUAUUUAUAUUCAAGUUGUAUAGAAAUCUGUAUUGAUAAAUGGCACUUUUCUUUAUGUGAUUCCGUCCACAGUUUAUUUCUAAAGCAUUAACAAAAAGUUAUUAUUUUUAAUCGUAGUUAUGCAUUAAAAGUAUAAUAGCUCCUUUAGUUCAGCAACUAUUGUAUUUAUAUCAUCUACUGGUUGUCAUGCUUUUCUGUUUUUAACCUUUGGAACAUAU